GAUCACUCCCCCGUUGAAGCUGCGUAGAAUGAGUCGCAGAAUGAUGGGGACCGCUGUGCACAAAAGGCGCUAUAAAAACGUGGAAAUUACAAUACCUCACGUGAGGGAAUUUACUGUAAUGAGUGGAAGUGGCAGACGCGAUACCGGUAGUCGUGGGCAUUAAUUGUUUUCAAGUGAACAGCCUCUCCCAAUCUUUGUGCGGUCAUAGAAGAAAAGAAGAAAUUGUAUGGAGUGAAGCUGUGAUUGGUGCUCUUCCUGGAGGACCCGUACAGUAUUUACACUACAUCAAGGCCCGGGAGGCAGCCCCAAAGGAGAAGAUAGUGAAUGAGAGUCGAGCGGCACCGAGGUGGCACAGAGGGUAUGGCUCUGGUGGGAAAGAGCCCCCGGGGGGCAUCAGUAGCCCCUCCUGAUGGGGACUGGGGAUGGAUGAUUGUCGCUGGCUGCUUUCUAGCCACCAUCUGCACCCGUGCUGUCACUAGAUGUGUGUCAAUCUUCUUUGUGGAGUUCCAGGUGCAUUUUGGUCAAGACUACUCUGGCACAGCCUGGAUCCACUCAUUGGCUGACUGCACCACUUUCCUCUUUGCUCCUCUUGGCAGUUUCAUUGGGAACCAUCUUUCUACCAGGGCCACAGUGAUCAUUGGGGGUGUCCUGUCCUCUACAGGCCUAAUCCUUAGCUCCUUCGCCACCAGCCUGGAAUACCUCUACCUCACGCUGGGGGUCCUCACAGGGUUAGGAUUUGCCCUCAGCUACACCCCAGCGGUGGCCAUGGUUGGGUCCUAUUUCAACGAGAGGAAAGCACUAGCCUAUGGGAUUGCGAUGUCUGGGAGUGGGAUUGGGACCUUCAUUUUAGCACCUGCUGUGCAGCUCCUGAUUGAACACUAUUCAUGGAGAGGGGCCUUGCUGAUUCUGGGAGGGUUUGUGUCCAACCUGUGUGUCUGUGGGGCCCUCAUGAGGCCCCUGGUACCUAAGAGGGGAAGUCAGAAGCUGCACAAGCUUGAGAGUGGAUAUGCUAUGAAACCUUUGGAUGCCAAGCUAGCAGAGUUGCAGCUAAUUAAUGGGAAGGUAAUGGAUGCAACACUUCCAGGAUUAAGAUCACUGGACCCCAAGACAGAUUUGACGCUUAAAACAACUAAACUUACCGAAACGAAAAAAACUGAAGUGAAACUAGCAGAGGCACUCCUUGCAAAUGUACAACUGGCUGAUUCAAGGCUAGCAGACAUGACGAUAGUUGAGGGCAUGGUUGUGAACGUAAAUAACAUGCUAACAGAGACAAUUCUUGAAGAGAUUACACUUACUGAUCAAACACUUGCCAACAGGAAACUAAAGGAAAUUAAACUAUUGGAGAACCUUGUCAUCCAUAGCCAGCUAGCUGAUGUUAAGACUUUGGACACAAAGGUUGCCGAUGCCAAACUAGCAGAUAAGAAGUUGACAGAUGCUAAGAUUCUGUCUGGCCGGGUGACUCCUGAGCCAAUUGGUUCCCUGGCAAUGGAGUUCAGAUUCCUUCUGAUGCCCGACUUCAUGCUGCUGUCUGUGUCUUUCCUGUUCCUGGCAUAUGGCUGUAGUGUGCCUUUUGUCUACCUGGUGCCCUACGCUCUAAGUGUGGGGGUGGACCACCAGCAGGCUGCCUUCGUCAUGUCCAUCCUGGGUGUCACCGGAAUAGUGGGAAACAUCACCUUCGGCUGGCUCACUGACCGGAAGUGUCUGAAGGAGUACCGGAAAGUGAGCUUCAUGUUUGCUGUUGGUAUGGAGGGUCUGUCCUGCCUCCUGAUUCCUAUGCUGCACUCCUUCGCCCUGCUGGUGCCCUUCUCCAUGCUGUAUGGGUAUUUUGACGGCGCCUACUCUGCCCUCAUACCAGUGGUGACGUCUGACUUGGUGGGCUCGUCAUACCUCUCCUCAGCCCUGGGUGUGGUCAACUUCCUGCACGCUAUUCCCUAUCUGGUUAGCCCGCCAGUAGGAGGCUGGUUGGUGGACUGGACUGGUGACUAUACUGCUGCAUUCUUCCUCAGUGGAUUCUCUCUAAUGUCCAGCCCAUUUAUCCUGGCUACGGGUUUACUAAUCCGUCGGUGCUGUAGGACACGGGCAUACGCCACUAGCGCUGUCAAUGCUAAAUGUGCCUCCUUGAAUAAUGGCCAAAUGGAUCCGCCAACAUAUAAGGCAGCACAUGAUGAACCAAAGCCAGCAGGGAGUGUCCCUGCAUGUUAAGACAUUUAUGUAAGCAAUUUUAUGUAGUGAGUGGACUUUUUUUGUAAUACCAAAGUAUUGAAGGAAACAAAAUAAUGAGGGUCCAGGUGAAACAAAAUAAAGUUUCUGGAAAGGUGGAAAGAUCCUGUAACACCAUAAACGUAAAGUUUCCCUCAUUGUUUUUUUCCCAAAAAAGGUUUAUCAAGAAUUUAUGGCUCUGAAGAAUAACAUGUCAGUACUGUUUGUUCGUUAUGUUGAAGAUGAGCUGUUGUUCCGAUGAUUAUGACUACAUUAUACAUGCAACGUAACACCACAGUUAUGCAAUAAUAAGAGAUGUUUACAGACAUAUUUUUGUAUGACAUUAGAUUGCACUAAAAACCACUGAAGAGAAGCUAUUGGUGCUGUGACUGGAUGAUUGUGAUGUUGUGAUGUGAUGUUGUACACCAGAGGUCUCAAACCGGUUCCCCGGAGGGCCGGGUGUCUGCAGGUUUUCGCUCUCAC
Esox lucius (northern pike) is the source of this 2682-nucleotide messenger RNA. Its product is annotated as monocarboxylate transporter 12-B. The transcript is spliced from 7 exons. Bases 325 to 2202 code for a protein of 625 amino acids. Gene Ontology annotation, molecular function: monocarboxylic acid transmembrane transporter activity. The record is from RefSeq and is a predicted model, not a curated record. Gene Ontology annotation, biological process: transmembrane transport; monocarboxylic acid transport. NCBI's taxonomy places the organism in Eukaryota, Metazoa, Chordata, Actinopteri, Esociformes, Esocidae.